CCCGAGGCGGGGCGAUGGGCGGCCGCGCCGCCGCCUCCGCGCUGCCUGCGGCCGAGGGGGGAGCAGCGGCCCGAGGUGCGCGGUUGCUGCCGCCGGCGGAGCAGCGAGAGCCGCCGGCGGAGCGGGGGGUGUCCGGCCCGCGGCCGCCGUCUGUGCUGGUUGCAGUACUUGUGCAAAUCGCUCACCUGCAGGAAACAUGAGGUCGCAGUACGUCACGGCGCCCACCGUCACUCUCCUCCUGUUCCUGCUCUGGAUCCAGUCGGCAGCAGGCUGCAAUAAGGCUCUCUGUGCUAGCGAUGUCAGUAAAUGCCUGAUACAGGAGCUGUGUCAGUGCCGCCCCGGGGAAGGCAACUGUUCCUGCUGCAAGGAGUGCAUGCUCUGCCUGGGCACACUGUGGGACGAGUGCUGUGACUGUGUUGGUAUGUGCAAUCCUCGCAAUUACAGUGACACACCUCCAACAUCCAAGAGCACUGUCGAGGAGUUGCAUGAACCAAUUCCUUCACUUUUCCGGGCACUGACAGAAGGGGAUACUCAGCUGAACUGGAAUAUCGUUUCCUUCCCUGUGGCAGAAGAACUGUCGCACCACGAGAACCUCGUUUCCUUUUUAGAAACAGUGAACCAACCGCAGCAUCAGAACGUAUCUGUUCCAAGCAACAAUGUCCACGCACCUUACUCUAGUGACAAAGAACACAUGUGUACUGUGGUGUAUUUUGAUGACUGCAUGUCAAUACAUCAGUGCAAGAUCUCUUGCGAGUCCAUGGGAGCUUCCAAAUACCGAUGGUUUCACAACGCCUGCUGUGAGUGCAUCGGGCCAGAAUGCAUCGACUAUGGCAGUAAAACUGUAAAAUGUAUGAACUGCAUGUUUUGAAGCAGGAAAAUUGUAUUAUAGCAAUACUGAGGCCAAAGUAAUCUCUCUCGGUUAAAGAGAUGGGGAUUGCAAAUACUGCGUUUUGGUGGAGUGCCUACUGGUUGCAAUUAAAUGUACCUGCUUGAAAAAAAGAUGUAUAAAAUCUGAAAACUUUUUGUUGUUUUUUUUGUUUUGUUUUGUUUUUUUAACUCAUGUAAGCAAGGCUAACAAGUAGAAGUUUCGAUGCUAUGUUUUAUUUUUCUUUAUUUCUGCUCAAAUGGUACAGCCAUGCUCAUCCUUGCUGUUCUGAUAGUUUUCAUUUGAUUUGAAAGUAUUGACUAUACUGGUUUUCAGAAUGUAGUACUAUAUCUUGUAGUUUAGAGUAGGGAAACCUUAAGAAUAUGGUAACGAGACUUCCAUCAUUUAGGUUCAACAAAUAAUUGAAUGGCUGAUAGGCUGGAGGGGGGUGGUUGUUCUCUAGCGGCUGGGUUUUUUUGUUUUAGUUUAUGGGUUUGUUUUUUAACUUCAUUACCUUCCAGUUUUUGAGCAUAGCUUUCUGUUGUGAAAAUGGUAUUUGGGGGAAGAAGUCAUGCUUUCUCUUCAAGUUCAACAUGUGGGCUGUCAUGGAUAAAAUCCUGACUUCUUAGAAGGGCUGCCCAACAAAAACACUACGUAUGGGAUACUUUUCUUCCAAGUUUCAUUUGUGCAUCUCUCGUAAGUAUAUUGGGGCCUAUGUUGCAUAAUUUAUAUAUUAGGAAAAAAUUUGUUUUCAGUCUUCUCUUACAUGCCAAAAUAAAGCUGUUAAGUGCAGUUGCAUCUCCCUCCUUUUGCAUUGUUCUCUAGGGUUGCUUAUUCUCUGAACGUUCAGUCCAGUAAAGGAAACAUGAAAGGUUAUUAUGGAUGUAAUGACUAAAUGAAUAAAGAAGAAUGAAAUGACAUGAACUAGCGAGUGGUACAGGGCUACCAGUUGAGCAGCUGGCAGCAGGCAUGUUCCCAUUUAGUAGUUCGCUGUUAAUAUUUAUUCCAAAACAUAAUUCUUAUUCCCCACCCCCAAAAAUGUUGUCACCUAAGAAGGGAAGAUGCCUCUGUAAAGGCAAAAUUAGGAUGUUCUGAGCUUAGAACACUGUCAGUUUUUCUAAGAGUUUUGAUAUGUUGACAGUUACAUAGCAGUUACUAUGACCCAGUUAGGGCUCCAUCGACAAUGGUACUAAGUACAAGAAUAAAGUGUAUGAGUAGUUAAUGAUCAGCUUUUGGUAUUUAUAAUGAUGUGUGGUUUAACUCCUUGAAAAUUUUUUUUAAUGCGUAUAUGCAUAUGCACACACAAAAAAGAAUUUGACUAUUCAUGUUUCUCUCACUAACCUCAGUCUAGAGGCAUUAAACUGUUUUCUCGUCACACCUGUCUAUCUGUACCAUGUACAAAUGAAAGCAGUCAUUUUAAAUUUAUGUUGUUGAAAAGUUUGCCUGAAUGUUUUUUUUCCAUUUUGUCUGAUACAGUUCUUUCAAUAAGAUGAAAUAGUAAUAAUAAAAAAAAUCUACUCUUGUGAAAUAAUGUUUCUUUCUUCAAUGUCAUUUUCACUUAUAAAGAAGUACUUGAAAGAUGAAUGUUUAUUGUUUUAAACUGGUGGAUAAUGGAAUACUUUCAUACUUUAAACUUUGCAACUAAGUGAUAAAAAAAUCAUAGAUGCGAAUAGAAAAAACUUAGCUUAAUCAUGAAGGAGUUGUUCUUUUGGUAUUUGACAAUCCACAUUAUCUUUUCUUCUGCUUGAGUUUCUUAAAAUGAAUGCAGAGAAAGAGCAUGUUAGAAUAGCUGUGACUGUUUUUAGCUGGAGGGUGAUGCAUCAUCGUUCUUGACCAAGAUAGGAGACAUACAGGUCAUUAGCGUGCUUCAGAUUCUUGCGAUGUUAAAUUAUUGGAAACAUUAUGGUAGCUCAAAAUCUGCUCGAGGGAAAAACAGGGCUGAUGUUUCUGGUCAGGCACCUGCUGCCCCAUGGAUCGGUGACAAAGUCUCCGUUUACAUCACCAGAAUUUCACUGUGUGAGGUCAAGUCAAGGGACCAGGGAGCGGGAGGGAAGGGGGGACCGGCCCAACAGCUGUCCAGGAAACGCUGUGGGGAACGGCAUGAGCAUGUAAACACAGUUGUCUGUGUAACGGCACUCUUUCCGGGGCUUACCUUAUUUUUUGUAAUUCCUCAUGCUGUCUAGAGUUUGCUGUAAGCAUUGUGUGUAUGCAACUGUCAUACAGCAACAUCCAGUGUGUUUUAUUACGAUGAGUGUUUUAAGAGGUAUUUUAAUAAAGAGACAUUACUGG
This is a messenger RNA of Chroicocephalus ridibundus (black-headed gull), 3154 nucleotides long. It is a transcript of the gene TWSG1, whose product is annotated as twisted gastrulation BMP signaling modulator 1. Gene Ontology annotation, biological process: regulation of BMP signaling pathway. The coding region runs from base 197 to 868 and encodes 223 amino acids. NCBI's taxonomy places the organism in Eukaryota, Metazoa, Chordata, Aves, Charadriiformes, Laridae. The record is from RefSeq and is a predicted model, not a curated record. The transcript is spliced from 5 exons.